CGCUGGUUACGCGUCGAUUCUUGUUGCAAGAGAUGUUCAUGACCGUGUAGUAGUUUAUUCUGUUUUUACUAUUGGAUGUUCUGAAAUAACCAACUGCUAGUGAAAGUUGUACAGAUAAUAUUUAAUUUCCAAGUUUGUGUUCUUAAACGUGCACGAACAGCGAAGUUUAGGUUAUUCUAAAUUGCGUUGAUUCACAAUGUAAGGUUAUGUUUCUCACUGUCUUUUGUCAAACAUUUUUAAUAUUUCACCAGCUAGUGAAAAAAUAAUUUACAACAAAUCAAACCAAGAAUGGCAGAGAAAUUGGUGUCACUGGAUGAUAAUGAAACAUGUAAACAGUACGUAAUCCCUUCCAAUGAAGAAAUAAUCAAUGAAUUGACCAAAGAACUAGACUGUGCAAAUAUUAAGUCUGCAGCAGAAAAUGAUGGUAAUGUUAAUAAAUGCGACGGACGAAAAUUAGAUCAUGAGGGCAAUAAUGUGGACAGUUCCGAGGAAGAGGUCACAGCUGGUGUUUUUGAGAAUAAAGCCGACAACGAAGAAAAUCAUGUCAAAGUUGACGAUGAUUUCAUUGACGAAGAAGCCUUGAAGGACCUUGAGAUUACAUACAGUGUGGAGGAGAAGGAGAGAUUGCAAAGGGAAGCAGAAACAUGCAAGUCAAAAGGAAAUGAACAGUUCAAGGCUGGUGACUACCAAGGAUCAGCACAAAGCUACACAUUGGCAUUGAGGACAUGCCCCUUAACUUUUGACAAAGAUCGUGCAGUUAUGUAUUCAAAUCGUGCUGCUGCCAAAGUGAAAUUGGGUUUGAAACUGUCUGCUAUUGAAGAUUGUUCCAAGGCAGUUGAAUUGAAUCCUGCCUAUUUGAAAGCAUACUUCAGACGUGCACAGUUGUUAGAAGAGACAGAAAAACUAGAUGAAGCUUUGGCUGAUUAUCAGAAAGUCCUUGAACUGGAUCCACUCUAUAGAGAAGCCUUAUAUGCAAGCAAGAGAUUGUCUGAACAGAUACAUGAGAGGAAUGAACACAUGAAAACAGAAAUGUUAGCAAAGUUGAAGGACUUGGGUAAUAUGAUAUUACGUCCUUUUGGCCUCUCAACCAGCAACUUUCAAGUCACACAGGACCCAAAUAGCGGAGGAUAUUCGGUUAAUUUUCAACAGGCACCUCAGUAGAAGUUUAUCAUUUCAUUACUCAAGAGUAUUUAUCUGUGAGUGAAGAAAUAUUAUAAUGAUUACCAUCCCAGGUUUUCUGUAUGUUCAUAUUCAGUCUUUCACAAGAAGCAGUUACAGAAUUGUAAUUCAGUAAGAAAACUUAUUUAAGAAUUGCAACCAAAAUUAUAUUAAGUAUUUGAUUUUAUUAGUCUUACCAGCUGUCAUGUUUCUGUUUAUUUCUUUAAAACAUAAGUUCUAUGUGUACUAUUUUAUUUUUAAAUACAUAUAAAAAUAUUUUGAAA
Zootermopsis nevadensis is the source of this 1442-nucleotide messenger RNA. RefSeq names its product tetratricopeptide repeat protein 1. NCBI's taxonomy places the organism in Eukaryota, Metazoa, Arthropoda, Insecta, Blattodea, Termopsidae. Gene Ontology annotation, molecular function: protein binding. The record is from RefSeq and is a predicted model, not a curated record.